AUGAGGAAGCGCGAUUUGGCUAUUCUCAUGCUUUCCGCUUUCGCUAUUUUCUUCACUCUUCAGCAAGAUGGCGGCGUUUCCUUCAAAUACGCAUGGGUGCACCUAACCGAUGAAUAUCCAAUCAAAUACGAAGCCGAACGCCUCCCCCCUCCCUUAGUUGCCGAUCUCAACGGUGACGGAAAAAAAGAAGUUCUCGUAGCUACUCACGAUGCCAAAAUUCAGAUUUUGGAGCCACAUAGUAGGCGUGUUGAUGAAGGAUUCAGUGAGGCGCGUGUGUUGGCCGAGGUGUCUUUGUUGCCUGAUAAAGUGCGUGUCAUGUCUGGGAGACGCCCGGUUGCUAUGGCCACGGGCUAUAUUGACCGCCAUAAAAUUGGGCAACCGCAUAAACAGGUUUUGGUUGUAGUAACGUCGGGUUGGUUUGUAAUGUGUUUUGAUUCCAACCUACAGAAAUUGUGGGAAAAUAAUUUGCAGGAGGAUUUUCCCCAUAAUGCUCACCAUAGAGAGGUUUCAAUUUCUGUAAGCAAUUAUACUCUGAAGCAUGGAGAUACAGGAUUGAUCAUCGUUGGUGGGAGGAUGGAAAUGCAGCCACAUAUUUUUAUGGAUCCUUUUGAAGAAAUGGGAAUGGGAGCCAGAUUUGCUGAGCAGCAUAGAAGAAGUGCUAGUGAAAAGGAGGCUUCUGAGAACAGUGGAACUGUGGAUUUGCGCCAUUUUGCAUUUUAUGCAUUUGCUGGUCGAUCUGGUGUAGAACGAUGGAGCAGAAAAAAUGAGAACAUCGAAGCAGCUUCUUCAGACGCAUCACAGUUAAUUCCACAGCAUAACUACAAACUUGAUGCUCAUGCUUUGAAUAGACGUCAACCCGGAGAGUUUGAAUGCAGGGAAUUCAGAGAAUCAAUCCUGGGAGUUAUGCCACAUCAAUGGGAUAGGAGAGAAGAUACUUUAUUGAAGCUGGCUCACUUCAGACGGCAUAAGAGGAAAACAUUGAAAAGAACGCCAGGAAAGUCUAUUAAUUACCCUUUUGACAAGCCUGAGGAAAACCAUCCACCAGGGAAGGACUCAACCAAAAAAAUUUCUAACAUAAUCGGGAAAGCAGCAAAUUUUGCUGGUUCGGCAAAAUCUAAGAAGCAUGCGCCUUAUGUUCCCACCAUAACCAACUACACUAAGGUUUGGUGGGUUCCUAAUGUUGUCGUGGCUCAUCUAAAGGAGGGGAUAGAAGCCGUUCAUCUGGCAUCUGGUCGAACAAUAUGCAAGCUUCACCUUCAGGAAGGUGGUCUACAUGCUGAUAUUAAUGGCGAUGGAGUUCUUGAUCAUGUGCAGGCUGUUGGAGGAAAUGGUGCUGAGCAGACUGUAGUUAGUGGGUUCAUGGAAGUUCUGCGUCCUUGUUGGGCUGUUGCAUCAUCUGGCGUACCAGUACGGGAACAACUCUUCAAUGUAUCUAUUUGUCAUUAUGCCCAUUUUAACUUACUCCAACAUGGAGAACUUUAUAGAAGCUUCAGCCGAGGUUCAGAUAUGGCUUCUUUGGAAGUAGCAACACCCAUUCUCAUUCCUAGAAGUGAUGGUCACAGGCAUCGGAAGGGAAGCCAUGGUGACGUUGUCUUCUUGACAAACCGUGGAGAGAUUACAUCGUACUCUCCUGGUUUGCAUGGUCAUGAUGCUGUUUGGCAGUGGCAACAAUCAACUGGUGUCACAUGGUCAAAUCUACCUUCCCCAGCAGGGAUGAUGGAAGGUGGUUUGGUGAUUCCCACACUAAAGCCUUUUCCCUUGAGGUUGCACGACAAUAAGGAGAUGAUCCUUGCAGCUGGAGAACAAGAGGCUGUGGUAAUAUCACCCGGAGGUAGUAUAUUGGCUACAAUUGAACUACCUGGUCCACCUACACAUGUUUUGAUUCGCGAGGACUUUUCAAAUGACGGGCUCACUGACCUUAUUCUCGUCACCUCUUCUGGAGUGUAUGGCUUUGUCCAGACUCGACAACCUGGUGCUCUCUUCUUCAGUGUGCUGAUUGGUUGUCUCAUAGUCGUGAUGGGAAUUAUUUUUGUCACCCAGCACAUGAAUUCCAUGAAGGGUAAACCUCGUCCAUCAUCCGGUCCUAGGUGA
Molecule: messenger RNA, 2091 nt
Organism: Lathyrus sativus (Indian pea)
Lineage: Eukaryota; Viridiplantae; Streptophyta; Magnoliopsida; Fabales; Fabaceae
Source: the annotation of a GenBank genome assembly